AUGGGCGGCGCCGUCAUGGUUCAGCGCAUGGCGGCCAAAGCCAUUGGAAAGGCAAAGCCACGAACGCGACCGCAAUCGAGAGAAGCCAAAAAGAAGGCGUUGACAGCGCCAGUGCGAAUGUUCUAG
Messenger RNA from Colletotrichum aenigma, 126 nucleotides. RefSeq lists its product as uncharacterized. The coding region runs from base 1 to 126 and encodes 41 amino acids. The record is from RefSeq and is a predicted model, not a curated record. NCBI's taxonomy places the organism in Eukaryota, Fungi, Ascomycota, Sordariomycetes, Glomerellales, Glomerellaceae. The transcript has a single exon.